CCAGGAAGUGAAGCAGUUGAGUGAGAGAGGGUCAAUCGAGCUGUGGAGUUGUUGGUGGGGGUGGAAGCGCGGUGUGUGAUCAGAGCAGCAGCAGCAGCAGCAGCAGAGUCAGCCCGGGCUGAGGCCCCUCGAUUGCAUUCACCUCACUCCGGGCGGCGCGAUGCCAGAAGCGAUCGGAGGCGCUGAGGCAAAAGCGAGGCUUCCGGAAUCUUUGUUUUAAAAGUGUAGUCACCCACCGAUAGGAUUUCCCGUGUGAUCAAUAAGAUCAAUUCCAGAGCGGGAGGGGAGCGGGAGAGUUUCGGUUUCGAGUUUCAUUCUGUCCUUUUCUGAAAAGACAAUCGAAGUUGGCCGACAGGGCAACUGGGUAUUAAACAGUCAGCGAGAGGAUGCGAGAGGGACAAGGCAACGGAAUGGAAGAGGUUUACCAGCAAACGACAGAACCAAUCCAGAACACUGACUCCUGCUGUGACCUGGGUUACCUUCGCACUCGCAAAGGGAUCCUGAAACUGCUUCAAGUGAUCUUAUCAUUUGUGGCCUUUAUUCUGGAGGAGAUAGUGCAGAGCUGCAUGUACUGUCAUGCGCUCUACUUCUUCGAGUUUGUCAGCUGCAGUGCCUUCUUACUGACUUCCUUCCUGCUGUUUGUACUGAUGACUAGUCUGAAAUCAAAAUUGAACCGGAUCGACUGGCUACUAGUGGACUUUAGUUACACUGUUGUGAUAACGAUACUGUUCCUCAUCGCCGCCAUUGUGUUUGCCGCACAGAAUGAUGGGUCUGGUUUGGAGAAAACAUCUGUGGCAUUUGGAUUCCUGGCUACGAUUGCCUUCUUUGUGGAUGUGGUGCUGCGUAUUAAGAAAGAGGGUCUGCCCGGGAAGGAAAGGGAGGAUAAGCCAGUUGAAACCAAAAAAGGUUCAGAAAAUGUGAAGCCGGAAACUGAGCCACUGAAUGAGCAAGCAAAUGUGCCUUAAUGAGCUACAGAAGCAGUUGUCCUGUUUCUAAAAACAGACACAUUUUUUUAUACACAUUCAAAUUUUGAGUUUCCAGAAUUGUUCAGUCAACAAUAACAAAAAUCAAAGCUUUGUUACACUUGUUGAUCUGUUGCAGAGUAUUUGGUCCUAGAUUUGUGGGGAUUCAAUAAAAAUUGCUUUCUGUCAGUUACCUGUUUAUCUUAAUACAAUCUACUGUACAUUCAAUGAAAAUUAAUUAAUUGAAGUUGUAUUGCAACUACCUAUGAUGUUUUGCCUGUUUGUUUGUAGUUUCUCUCUCUCAUCAUUUAAAGAUUAUUAGGAAGAUUAAGCAACUUUUAUCUUGAAGCAUUUCAUAAUUAUGCCUUUUAGAUGUUUGGAUCAAAUUUUUAUUAUAUUAAAAAUCUUUGUAAUUUAUUUUUGAAGUUGGUGUUCAUAUUAGUUUUAUCUAGCUUUUCAGCAAAAUGACAGUAGAAAUCUUCAGUUUAUUUAACUUUCUAACAGAGGAAACAUAUAAACAAGUAUCGUCUCACGUUCACCUGGGACGGGUGGAGAUGGCAGUGCAAUAGUAAUGUCAUUGGCCUAGUAAUCCAGAAGCCCAUGUAAUGUUUAGGGGAUAAGGGUUCAAAUCUCAUCACGGAAUUUACAUUCGGUUGGAAAAAAAAAUCUGGAUUGAAAGCUAGUCUCAAUAAUGGUGACCCCUAACAUUGAUUGUCAUAAAAACCCAUCUGGUUCAUUGAUAUCCUUUAGGGAAGAAAAUCUGCCAUCUUCACCUGGACUGACAUAUGUGUGACUCCAGACCCACAACAAUCUGGUUGAUCUUAACCUUCCUCUGAAAUGGUGAGGAAAACCACCCACUUCAGGGGCAACUGGGGAUAGGCAACACAUGCCAGCUUUCCCAGCAGCUCCCACACCCUGUGGAAAAAUGGAAAGAAAAUUAUAAUUGGGCUGAAAUAUGAGCAUGAGAAGAGACCUGAUAUCAUCUUGAUAAUUUGUAAGACUCUUUCUGAUUUGCUGGGAUUUGAAUUGAACCGAACUUAAAUUGCAUUUGUAACAGAUUUAAAUCUAUCCUUGUUAACGGCCAAUUUGUUCAGUUGGCAUUGAAAUUGGCUUUAAUCUCAGGAUUAACUUCAGGCCAGUUCAGUGCUUGUCAAGUUUUAAAAGAUGCUUGAAUCUUUAACUGUAUUUCAGCCCCUGCAACAUUACUGCUAUCAUGAAGAACUUCUUGUCUUAUUUCGUUUCCAAAGUUCAAGAUCGUUCUGUUAAGUAGCCAAACAUUUUUGUUUGAAUUGACCAAAUAGAAUAGGUGAAGUAUUAAUCUAUCACUAACCCUGUAUCUGAAUUGGGUUUAUUAUUAUGAUUUUAUUAAGCAUACCAAUCCAGCCUUAACUUUUAUGUGGCUUUGAAAUUGUCACUUACUGGUUGCAAUUACUACUGCUGUUACUGUCUGUUGAGUGCUUAAAUUCCAUGUGGGAAGAAAUGAAAAGAUAAAGCCGCCAUAGUCCCACCAGACCAUAGGGCUGCUGUCUCACUGGAGAGAGAGAACUCGUGUUUUAAUUUGAGAAGUCCAUUGUGGUAAUCUCAUCUAGUGCAGAAAUUGAAUCCAUGCUGUUAGCACCAAUUUGUAUCACAAACCAGCUGUCCAGCCAACUGGGCUGAGCAAUUCAUUGAUCAUGUACAGAAAAAAUUGUUUUCAGUCUUACUGACAGAUUAUAAGAGCCAAGGAUUAACCACAUGCUUUGUUUUUCAUUUAAAAUUAAACAGCUUCUCACUUUAAGGACCACUGUGGUAGUUUUGCACUGGGAGAGAAUUCCAGCUAGGUUACUAUGUUCUCAGGCAUCAGUGAUUUGGUAGAAUUCUCUGAUCCUGUUUUAUAAUUAUUGUAGGGAUCUCAAGACCCUGAGGUAAGAGGGUGAUGUUUCUAUAUCAAGACAUCCAUCAGUCAUUCCAAAAGAAAUUAAACCCAUGUUUAGAUAUACCUGUCUAUUCAGAAACUUGGUAGUUUUGAUAUUUUAAUGAAGUUUGCACCAUUCCGUGCCUUUUGUCAAGUUAUGUCAGAAUGAUAUGAAUUAUUGUCUGGAAACUCAAGGCUUCUACUUUGGUUUGUAAUUGUCGCAGUCUUGCAACAUAAGAAAUCACUGUAGAAUAAAUAGUUUGCUGUCAAAAUUUCUUUCUUUAAAUUGACUUUACUUGAUAGGUGGUGAAACUGGUCUAUACAGAGGUGUGAAAUAGACUCAUGGUGAAUCAGCAACUGAUAUGUCAUCGUGCCCAAUUUUUUGCUCUGCUAAAAUUCAUGGAGCAAUUGUUCAGAUCCUUGGUAGGGAUCUUUCAUUGGGCUGGAUUUUAUGGGGGACCAUAUUUCCUGGUCCUAGCCACCUGCUGACUAAAAUGAAUAGAGGUGCAGACCAUUUUCUAAAUUGUGAAAGGCUUCGGAAAUGUAAGGUACAAAGGCACUUAGGAGUCCUAAUUCAGGAUUCUCUUAAGGUUAACAUGCAGGUUCAAUUGGCAGUUAUGAAAGCACAUGCAAUAUUAGCAUUCAUUUUGAGAGGGCUAGAAUACAAGACAAGCUACGCCUGCCUCUUUGUAGGUUACGUAGAACAAUCCCUCUUCCGUACCUACACCGGCCCUAAACCUCGAACAGUUCAUCCACUUCACUAACACCUUCCACCCCAACCUUAAGUUUACCUGGACCAUCUCUAACACCUCUCUCCCCUUCCUGGACCUCUCUGUCUCCAUAUCGGGCAACCACCUAGAAACCGAUAUUCAUUUCAAGCCCACCGACUCCCACAGCUACCUAGAAUACUCCUCCUCCCACCCACCUUCCUGCAAAAAUGCUAUCCCCUAUUCCCAAUUCCUUCACCUCCGCCGCAUCUGCUCCCAGGAUGAGGCAUUCCACUCCCGUACAUCUCAGUUGUCCUUGUUUUUCAAGGACCGUAACUUCCCCCCCUCGGUCGAGAACGCCCUCAACCGUGUCUCCCACAUCUCCCGCACCUCAUCCCUCACACCCCGUCCACGCAAUAAGAACCAAAAAAGAAUCCCCCUCGUCCUCGCGUACCACCCCACCAACCUCCGGAUCCAACGCAUCAUCCUCCGACACUUCCACCAUCUGCAAUCCAACCCCACCACCAAAGACAUCUUUCCCUCCCCACCCUUAUCUGUUUUCCGGAGGGACCACUCUCUCCGUGACUCCCUUGUCUGCUCCACACUCCCCUCCAGCUCCACCACACCCGGCACUUUUCCCUGCAACCGCAGAAGUGCUACACCUGCCCCCAUACCUCCUCCCUCACCCCCAUCCCCGGCCCCAAGAAGACUUUCCACAUCAACCAGAUGUUCACCUGCACAUCUGCCAAUGUGGUAUACUGCAUCCGCUGCACCCGGUGUGGCUUCCUCUACAUCGGGGAAACCAAGCGCAGGCUCGGGGACCGCUUUGCAGAACACCUACGCUCGGUUCGCAAUAAACAACUGCACCUCCCAGUCGCGAACCAUUUCAACUCCCCCUCCUAUUCCUCAGAUGACAUGUCCAUCCUGGGCCUCCUGCAGUGCCACAACGAUGCCACCCAAAGGUUGCAGCAACAGCAACUCAUAUUCCACUUGGGAACCCUGCAGCCCAAUGGUAUCAAUGUGGAUUUCACAAGUUUCAAAAUCUCCCCUCCCCCUACCGCAUCCCAAAACCAGUCCAGCUCGUCCCUGCCUCCCUAACCUGUUCUUCCUCCCACCUAUCCCCUCCUCCCACCUCAAGCCGCACCUCCAUCUCCUACCGACCAACCUCAUCCCGCCCCCUUGACCUGUCCAUCCUCCCUGGACUGACCUAUCCCCUUCCUAACUUCCCUACCUACACUCACCUUUACUGGCUCCAUCCCCGCCUCUUCGACCUGUUUGUUUCCUCUCUUCUAUCCGCCUCCCACUCUCUCCCUAUUUAUUUCAGAACCCCCUUCCCCUCCCCCUUUUCUGAUGAAGGGUCUAGGCCCGAAACGUCAGCCUCUCUGCUCCUAUGAUGCUGCUUGGCCUGCUGUGUUCAUCUAGCCCUGCACCUUGUUGACUCGGAUUCUCCAGCAUCUGCAGUUCCUACUAUCUCGGAAAGAUGUACUGUUGAGACUAUAUAAGGCUCUGGCCAUACAUGUUUGGAAUAUUGUGAGCAGUUUUGUGCCCUGGAUCUAAGGAAGGAUGUACUGGCAUUGGAGGAGAUCCAGAGGAGGGUUACAGGAAUAAUCCCAGGUUGAAGCGCUUGUCAUAUGAGGAGGAGUUCAGAACUCUGGGUCUGUACUGGAUGGAGUUAGAAGAAUGAGGGAGGAAUCUCACUGAAACUUAGUAAAAUCAGAGGGCUGCAUAGAGUGGGUGUGGAGAAGUUGUUUCCACAGCAUAAGAGUGAAUGGACAACCCUUUAGAACUGAGAUGAGGAGAAAUCUUUUUCAGCCAGAGAAUGGUGAAUCUGUGGAAGUCACUUGCUGCAGAAGGCUAUGGGGCCAAGUCAUUGCGCGUGUUUAAGUCAGAGAUAGAUAGGCUCUUGAUUAGGAAUGGGAUCAUGGGUUAAAGGGAGAAGGCAGGAGAACGGGGUGGAGAAACAUGUCAGGCAUGAUCAAAUGACGGAGCAGACUCAAUGGGCCCGAUGGCCUAAUUUUGCUCCUGUAUCUUAGUGUGUUCUUAUCUCCCAAAACGCCAUCUGACUCGCAGCCAAUUUGCACUGGAAGCAGCAUUGAUUGCCGUAGGUAAAGAAUUCCACUGCCAAUCAGCCUUCAAGGUAGAUGUGGGUAUGAGCAGGGCCUGGCUGACAGGUCCCAAUGAAGGGAUUGACAGACCAGCUUUGAGGCAAGUGGUGUGGAAUGGUGUUAAAUGUGUGGUUGUAAACUUCAGGGCCACUGCCACCAUGCCUGAACCUGGCCCACGUGAUAAAAGCUUUGGGCUAUUCACCUGGUUACCUGGGUAACCAGGAAGUGGGGAAAAAAUAAGGCAGUUAUGUGGCAUUUAAUUUGCGAGUUAAACAGGCUCAAAGGCGGGUGGGUUAUGUGAUGUCCCAAACCCUUGUAAAUUCGAAGAUGAAUUGGGGAAACACAGUUCAAGCGCACAACUGGCAUAGACCAACUUUAUCUCUACAAGGCUUUAAUUUCUCCCCCGCCCCAUUUCCAAUGUUGAAGUUACAUACUUGUAUUAGGGACUGUAAAGAAAAGUAGUGUAAUUUCACUGAGUCUGCUUGAUAUGAAGUGAAGGAUCUUUAAUCUGACGGAAGAAUUUGAAAAAUGUGCAUUUUAGUUAAAUAUAAAUUGGAUUUUAAUAAUAUUGCAAACAAGUGAUUGCAGAAUGCUGUUUUAUCCUUGCGCUGUAAAAAUGUUAACAUAGAUGCAAAUAUAUGUAUCUGUGACAUAUAUAGUUGCAUGUCUUGAAACAACUGUAAUCUGAAAAACACUAUGUACUGCAUGUUCAAUUAAAGUGACUUUAUAUACUUUUUUAUAUUUUCA
Messenger RNA from Rhincodon typus (whale shark), 6415 nucleotides. RefSeq names its product CKLF-like MARVEL transmembrane domain containing 6 (gene cmtm6). The record is from RefSeq and is a predicted model, not a curated record. NCBI's taxonomy places the organism in Eukaryota, Metazoa, Chordata, Chondrichthyes, Orectolobiformes, Rhincodontidae. The transcript is spliced from 5 exons. Gene Ontology annotation, cellular component: membrane. Bases 387 to 965 code for a protein of 192 amino acids.